UCUCUCCUUCAUCCAGACCUUUGGCGAUCUGUCUAUUAAUCUGUGCUAAUAUAUCUGUUUUCACGCGUAUCAACAUCAACGUUCCAUCGCAAUUCGCGAUUGUCAUGACAGCCGCUAAACAAUGCUUAAGGCGCCCUCAAAAUCGACUGAAAUGGGUGCUAUGAUUUUCAAUCAGCGUUUCAAGCAAUUAUUGCCGCGCGUGAAUUGCGAAUGGUCGCGUGAAGAAUCCCGAGCCAAUGCCGAGAAAACACGAAACAGAUCAGCUGAUCGUUGAGUAACCACCUCGACCCUUCGAGAAAGUGCUUCUCAUUCCUAUCCUCAUCCGCUCGCGCGAAUAUUUUUAUAUCAGUUGCGAGAUAUGCACUGAGACUGGCUGAAGACGCGUGGUAAGUGCAUCCGAUUGGAAAUCAGUCCGUGACAUCGCGGGUGACACAUCGAAAGAGAGAAAGAGAAAUGAGCACGCAGGCUGACGCGAAUUCAGUAUUAUCAAAACAACCAAUGGAGAAGCUUCAACGAGAAGAGCAUUAUUAACCGUUGGACUCAUCUUUGUAACUUCAUUGACUGCGUUGUUUUAUGUAUACAUGAGCUUCCCUGAAUUAGAAAAAGAAGAGAAACAAUAUAUGAAGCUGCCGUUUCAUAUAGAGGAUGCUAAGAAUCUAGGAAGGUUGCUAGAACGGUACAAGGAGCUAUAUUAUUUCCAAGUACUGGCUGGACUGUUUGUUACUUACAUCUUCUUACAAACAUUCGCCAUUCCUGGCUCUAUCUUUCUCUCAAUCUUAUCAGGAUUUCUGUUUCGCUUCCCAAUUGCACUGCUACUCGUGUGCACUUGCAGCGCAGUCGGUGCUACCCUGUGCUACCUGCUGUCCUCUUUACUGGGCAGACGACUGCUAUAUCGGUACUUUCCGGCUAAAGCGAAGGAAUGGACCAUCACCGUGGCCAAGCAUCGCGAUAAUCUGUUGAACUACAUGUUGUUUCUCAGGAUGACACCAUUACUGCCAAACUGGUUCAUCAAUCUAGCCAGUCCGGUGAUUGGCGUGCCUAUGAUGCCGUUCACCGUCGGUACCUUCUUCGGCGUCGCGCCACCUUCGUUUGUCGCUAUACAAGCGGGUCAAACUUUGCACAAACUCACAUCAUCAAGCGAUGCAUGGUCGUGGAAUAGUGUUAUUAUUCUGUGCGUGUUCGCGCUACUCUCUCUACUCCCUGUGCUGUACAAGCAGAAACUCAAGCAGAAACUUGAGUAAGAGCUAGAUCGACGAUGCUCUUACAAGAAGACAUUCCGAGAGAAGUUUUUCGACUGAAUUUAUUAGAAAAAAUACUCUACCGCUAGAGAUGUUUU
Messenger RNA from Nylanderia fulva, 1336 nucleotides. It is a transcript of the gene stas, whose product is annotated as Transmembrane protein stas. NCBI's taxonomy places the organism in Eukaryota, Metazoa, Arthropoda, Insecta, Hymenoptera, Formicidae. Gene Ontology annotation, cellular component: endoplasmic reticulum membrane. Gene Ontology annotation, biological process: autophagosome assembly. The record is from RefSeq and is a predicted model, not a curated record.